GGUGGGCUGAAAAAUAGCAAACAUGAAUGCACCCUGUCUUCACAAGAGUAUGUCCAUGAAUUACGAUCUGGCAUUUCUGAUGAGAAACUUCUUAACUGCCUGGAAUCGUUGAGGGUUUCUUUAACCAGCAAUCCUGUCAGCUGGGUUAACAACUUCGGUCAUGAAGGUCUGGGACUCCUUUUAGAUGUGCUGGAAAAGCUCCUGGACAAAAAACAGCAAGAAAAUAUUGAUAAAAAGAAUCAGUAUAAACUUAUUCAAUGCCUCAAAGCAUUUAUGAAUAAUAAGUUUGGAUUGCAAAGAAUUCUGGGAGAUGAAAGGAGCCUUUUCCUAUUGGCAAGAGCAAUUGACCCCAAACAACCCAACAUGAUGACUGAAAUAGUAAAAUUACUCUCUGCUAUUUGUAUUGUUGGAGAAGACAACAUCCUAGACAAACUUUUAGGGGCUAUUACGGCAGCAGCAGAAAGAAAUAACAGGGAACGAUUUUCACUAAUUGUGGAAGGAUUAGAAACUCAUGAGGCCUUGCAGUUACAGGUGGCAUGCAUGCAGUUGAUAAAUGCCCUUGUCACUUCUCCAUAUGAUCUUGAUUUUCGAAUACAUUUAAGGAAUGAAUUCCUUCGUUCAGGCCUCAAGACAAUAUUACCAGAUCUCAAAGAAAAAGAAAAUGAUGAACUUGAUAUUCAAUUAAGAGUGUUUGAUGAGAAUAAAGAAGAUGACAUAACUGAACUAUCACACCGUCUCAAUGACGUUCGAGCUGAAAUGGAUGAUAUGAAUGAAGUAUACCAUCUUCUGUAUAAUAUGUUGAAAGACACUGCUGCUGAAACUUAUUUUUUAUCCAUUCUACAACAUUUUUUGCUGAUCAGAAAUGAUUAUUAUAUCAGGCCCCAGUAUUAUAAAAUAAUUGAGGAGUGUGUUUCACAGAUUGUACUGCACUGCAGUGGUAUGGACCCAGACUUCAAGUAUAGGCAAAGAUUAGACGUUGAUUUCACUCAUCUGAUAGAUUCCUGUGUGAACAAGGCAAAAGUUGAAGAAAGUGAACAAAAAGCAGCAGAAUUUUCAAAAAAGUUCGAUGAAGAAUUCACCGCUCGACAGGAAGCUCAGGCUGAGCUUCAAAAAAAAGAAGAAAAAAUCAAAGAGCUAGAAACAGAAAUCCAGCAACUUCGAACCCAGGUAUUCUCUGGUUCAUCUGGUACUACAGGGCCUUCCCCAGCUCCUCCCAUUUCUGGUGCUGGGCCAUGUUCACCACCACCUCCACCUCCACCUCUACUUGGAGCAGGUCCUCCCCCACCACCUGGAAUGCUUGGUAUUCCACCACCACCACCACCUUUGUUUGGGGGACCUCCUCCACCACCACCUCCCCCUGGAGGAGUGUCUGUGAGUCUACCAUAUGGAAUGAAACAGAAAAAAAUCUAUAAGCCCGAAGUGUCCAUGAAGAGAAUCAAUUGGUCAAAGAUUGAGCCUAAAGACUUAUCUGAAAACUGUGUCUGGUUAAAAGUAAAAGAAGAGAAAUUUGAGAAUCCAGAUCUUUUUGCAAAAUUGGCCUUGAAUUUUGCCACCAACAUAAAAGUUUCAAAAAGUGCAGAAGCUUCAGAAGAAAAGAAGGCUGUGCCUAUAAAGAAGAAAAUGAAAGAAUUGAGGAUUCUGGAUACCAAAACAGCCCAGAAUCUAUCAAUUUUCCUGGGAUCAUAUCGUAUGCCAUAUGAAGACAUAAAAAACAUUAUUCUGGAGGUUAAUGAAGACAUGCUGAGUGAGGCUUUAAUUCAGAAUCUUGUGAAGCAUCUUCCUGAGCAGAAAACACUUAAUGAACUAGCGCAGCUGAAGAAUGAAUAUGAUGACCUCUGUGAGUCUGAGCAGUUUGGAGUUGUGAUAAGCUCAGUGAAAAUGCUGCCAUCUCGCCUCAAAAGCAUUCUUUUCAAGCUCACUUUUGAAGAACAUGUCAACAACAUCAAACCCAGCAUCAUAGCAGUAACUCUAGCUUGUGAAGAACUGAAGAAAAGUGAAAGCUUUAACAAACUUUUGGAGUUAGUUCUGUUGAUUGGAAACUACAUGAACUCAGGCUCAAGAAAUGCCCAGUCUUUGGGUUUUAAGAUCAACUUUCUUUGUAAGAUUAGAGAUACAAAGUCAUCAGAUCAAAAAACAACACUUUUGCAUUUUCUUGCUGAACUUUGUGAGGAGAAAUACAGAGAUAUUCUGAAGUUUCCUGAUGAACUGGAACAUGUAGAGAGUGCAAGCAAAGUUUCAGCCCAGAUUCUCAAGAGCAGUCUUACAGCAAUGGGAGAACAAAUCGCCUGUCUGGAAGGUGACAUCAAGAGAUUUCCAGAACCCGAAAGCCCACAUGAUAAGUUUGUGGAAAAGAUGAAGAACUUUAUCAAAACUGCCAGAGAACAAUUUGAAAAGCUAUCCACCAUGCACAAUAACAUGAUAAAGCUCUAUGAAAACCUUGGAGAAUACUUCAUUUUUGAUUCUAAGACUGUGAGCAUAGAAGACUUUUUUGGCGAUCUCAACAACUUCCGAACUCUGUUUUUGGAAGCCAUGAAAGAAAACAAUAAGAGAAAAGAAAUGGAGGAGAAGAGUAGGAGAGCCAAGCUUGCAAAAGAGAAAGCAGAACAAGAAAAGGUAGAGCGCCAGAAGAAAAAGAAACAACUUAUCGAUAUGAACAAAG
This is a messenger RNA of Dipodomys spectabilis (banner-tailed kangaroo rat), 2659 nucleotides long. RefSeq names its product diaphanous related formin 2 (gene Diaph2). The transcript is spliced from 21 exons. Gene Ontology annotation, cellular component: actin filament; cytoplasm. The annotation marks the transcript as partial. Gene Ontology annotation, biological process: actin cytoskeleton organization; actin filament polymerization. Lineage: Eukaryota; Metazoa; Chordata; Mammalia; Rodentia; Heteromyidae. Gene Ontology annotation, molecular function: small GTPase binding; microtubule binding; actin binding. The record is from RefSeq and is a predicted model, not a curated record.